CAAAACCCCCCGCCGACCCAGCGGGUCCCCGCCGCCGCCGCCGCCCUUCGCGUCCUGGGCCAUCUCCCUCCCGCCUCCCUCCGCGGAUCAGCCAGACAGCGAGGGCCCCGGCCGGGGGCAGGGGGGACGCCCCGUCCGGGGCACCCCCCGGCUCUGAGCUGCCCGCUGGGCCAGCCUCGGCCCGGAGCGGAGGAAGGAGUCGCCGAGGAGCAGCCCGAGGCCCCAGAGUCUGAGACCAGCCGCCGCCACAGCCGCCCCCGCCACUGCGGGGAGGAGGGGGAGGAGGAGCGGGAGGAGGGACGAGCUGGUCGGGAGAAGAGGAAAAAAACUUUUGAGACUUUUCCGUUGCCGCUGGGAGCCGGAGGCGCGGGGACCUCUUGGCGCGACGCUACCCCGUGAGGAGGCAGGACUUGGGGACCCCAGACCGCCUCCCCUCACCGCCGGGGACGCUUGCUCCCUCCCUGCCCCCUACACGGCGUCCCUCAGGCGCCCCCAUUCCGGACCAGCCCUCGGGAGUCGCCGACCCGGCCUCCCGCAAAGACUUUUCCCCAGACCUCGGGCGCACCCCGCUGCACACCGCGUUCAUCUCCGGCCUGUCUCCCGAGUCCCCGCGCAUCCUAGACCCUUUCUCCUCCAGGAGACGGAUCUCUCUCCGACCUGCCACAGAUCCCCUAUUCAAGACCACCCACUUUCUGGUACCAGAUCUUGCUCAUCUAGGUUAUUUCCGUAGGAUACUGAGACACCCCGGUCAGAGCUUCCCCUCCACAACUGCGUCCUGAGGACCUCAACUUUCCCUCGAGGCCCUCCUGCCUUUUCCCAGGAGACCCCCAGCCCCUGCGGGGGCCCCACCGCGUUAGCCCUGUUCGCACUCUCGACAGUGCCGGGGGGCGCCGCCUCCCCCAUGCCGCCCUCCGGGCUGCGGCUGCUGCCGCUGCUGCUGCCGCUGCUGUGGCUACUGGUGCUGACGCUCGGCCGGCCGGCCGCGGGACUAUCCACCUGCAAGACCAUCGACAUGGAGCUGGUGAAGCGGAAGCGCAUCGAGGCCAUCCGCGGCCAGAUCCUGUCCAAGCUGCGGCUCGCCAGCCCCCCGAACCAGGCGGAGGUGCCGCCGGGCCCGCUGCCCGAGGCCGUGCUCGCCCUGUACAACAGCACCCGCGACCGGGUGGCCGGCGAGAGCGCCGAGCCGGAGCCCGAGCCAGAGGCCGACUACUACGCCAAGGAGGUCACCCGCGUGCUCAUGGUGGAAACCCACCACGAAAUCUAUGACAAGUUCAAGCACAGCACACACAGCAUAUAUAUGUUCUUCAACACAUCAGAGCUCCGAGAAGCAGUACCUGAACCCGUGUUGCUCUCCCGGGCAGAGCUGCGUCUGCUGAGGCUCAAGUUAAAAGCGGAGCAGCACGUGGAGCUGUACCAGAAAUACAGCAACAAUUCCUGGCGAUACCUCAGCAACCGGCUACUGGCUCCCAGCGACUCGACGGAGUGGUUGUCUUUUGAUGUCACUGGAGUUGUGCGACAGUGGCUGACCCACGGAGGGGAAAUUGAAGGCUUUCGCCUUAGCGCCCACUGCUCCUGUGACAGCCAAGUUAACACACUGCAAGUGGACAUCAACGCAGGGUUCUCUACUGGCCGCCGAGGUGAUCUGGCCACCAUUCAUGGCAUGAACCGGCCUUUCCUGCUCCUCAUGGCCACCCCGCUGGAGAGAGCCCAGCAUCUGCAAAGCUCCCGGCACCGCAGAGCCCUGGACACCAACUACUGCUUCAGCUCCACGGAGAAGAACUGCUGCGUGCGGCAGCUGUACAUUGACUUCCGCAAGGACCUCGGCUGGAAGUGGAUCCAUGAGCCCAAGGGCUACCACGCCAACUUCUGCCUGGGGCCCUGCCCCUAUAUUUGGAGCCUGGACACACAGUACAGCAAGGUCCUGGCCCUGUACAACCAGCAUAACCCGGGUGCCUCAGCGGCGCCGUGCUGUGUGCCGCAGGCGCUGGAGCCGCUGCCCAUCGUGUACUACGUGGGCCGCAAGCCCAAGGUGGAGCAGCUGUCCAACAUGAUCGUGCGCUCCUGCAAGUGCAGCUGAGGCUCCGCCCCUCCCCGCCCCGCCCCGGCAGGCCCGGCCCCGCCCCUCCCCGCCCCACCCCGCCCCCACUGCCUUGCCUAUGGGGGCUGUAUUUAAGGACACCCGUGCCCCAAGCCCACCUGGGGCUCCAUUAAAGGUGGAGAGAGGACUUCG
Messenger RNA from Sapajus apella (tufted capuchin), 2230 nucleotides. It is a transcript of the gene TGFB1, whose product is annotated as transforming growth factor beta 1. The transcript is spliced from 7 exons. Gene Ontology annotation, biological process: SMAD protein signal transduction; transforming growth factor beta receptor signaling pathway; BMP signaling pathway. Gene Ontology annotation, cellular component: extracellular region. The coding region runs from base 902 to 2077 and encodes 391 amino acids. The record is from RefSeq and is a predicted model, not a curated record. Lineage: Eukaryota; Metazoa; Chordata; Mammalia; Primates; Cebidae. Gene Ontology annotation, molecular function: type II transforming growth factor beta receptor binding; growth factor activity; cytokine activity.